UACUAUCUCUGGAAAUUUUCACUUGUCCAUAAUUGAUUACAAGAAUCAGUCUACAGUUUGUGCUUUUACUAUAAAGGAAGGAUUUUUUUUAGUGACAAUGGCACUGGGUAUCAAAGAAGAACAUCAAUUCGGAUUUUACAACAAUCUUAGACUGAGAAUAUUUCAAGUUCAUGAUGGGAACCAGUUAAGAUACCUGGAAGGAGAACAGAACGUGGAACUGAAGUGUUGCCAUCCGUGCAUUGAACCAGUUAUUAACAAUUUUCAAGCUGUUUUGAUGUUCCAGAAUCCUGAACAGAAAACGACAGCAAUUGAAAAACUUGAAAAGGUUCGUGAUGACUACAGCAAAAAUUUAAAUAUCCAAGCAAAUCUUGCAGAAAUGUAUAGACAGACGAAACAGACAAAAAGAGAAGAGGAUUGCAAGAAAAACAUAGAACGAAUUCUCCAUUCCCCCGAUCGAGACAUCGAAAAAGCCAGAAGUUUGGCAGAACAAGGAUACAUUUUGAUGAUAGACUUACAUUCAGAGACGACCGAUAGUCCUGAGAAAAAGAUCUUGGACUUCAAGGAUCAAGUAAAAGAAAUGUUGGAGUCCUCAAGAGGUCGUAUUCAAGACGCAGGAUGUAGGAGUAUUCUAAAAGACGUAACGACAAUUCAGAAAAAGCUGCUGGGUUUGCAUACAAACUGCCACAAAGAAACGACCCAAGAGAGGAAACGGGCAGUUCAAAAAUUAGCAGAAGCCAUUCGAAUUUUUGAAAACAUCAAACAAAACGACAACACAAUAUCGACGGAAGUUAAUGUUUGGAAGCAUUAUCUUGGUAAAGCAUAUCACAGAUUGAGUGGUGGAAGUGAUGAAAUAUUAUCAGGACUAGAUAAAAAGAUAUACAUUAAGAAAGCAGUUGAUUCUUUUGAACAGGUAGUCGUUCAUUUCCAAUCCACGGUUACCAAUGACAAAGAGCCAAUAAUUCUUGCAAGAACGUAUGCUUAUAUCGCCUGUAUUUACAUUCAGAAAAAACACAGAAUAAAAUCAGAUGAACAUUUAGGAAAACUGAAAGUAAAAGACAUUAUUGCAUUACAAGAGCCGAUGCGAAUAGCAGCCCUUGCAGAUCAAAUCUGCAUUAAACAUCCCGAUCGAGUUACUUUCAACAGACUUGGUAUGUUGCAAGCAUGGGAAAAAGAAUGGCCGAAAGCGGAAGAGUAUUACAACAAAUCUAUAGUUGUGUGCAGUGACUACAACUGGUUUGCCUACUCCUUACUUUGCCAGCUUUAUUUAGAUAAACAUGUUGACCGCUUUAAGGUUGACAAACAAGAGUCUAGAAAUUCAGCAGAAUUAAAAAAAGCCAAAGAAUAUGGAAAUAAAAGUCUCGACAAGAGAAAAACCAGCAUCACACUAUGCAGACUGGCUAAAGUUUGCAAAUACAUGGGAGAAUGGAAUGAGGCAAUCAGAUAUCUUCAUACUGCUCUCUGUAGCCACGAGUGUGACAAGCAUCAUGAAUUAUAUGCAAUCUUGGCAUACUGCUUGUACCAAACUAGAAAUUUUGAGGGUGCAGUUCAUGUAAUGAAAAUAGCCAUCACUAUAGAGCCUAAAAAUCAAAAAGAUCCAUUGAAUUUUAGACAAUUUCUGGAAUAUUUAUUGGAAGAGUUUAGAGUUAACUUCAAAAAGUCAAAGGGACAGAUUUGGCAAAGAAAAAAGAAAGAUUUAGAAGAGAUAUGCUGUGUUCUUGAAGAAGCAUACAGAAAGCAUAAGCAGAGGAUCAAGUACCAGUGGAUAAAUGUGAUUAAUAACUACCCACACGAGACUGUCGAGGUUAUAGACACAUUGAUUAAACAGACAUCAAGUGAAAGAAGAGACACUUUGAUUAAAAUGGGAUUGAAAGCUUUAAAGCACCACAAAGGAGAACAUGUCAAGGAACGUGCAAGGAGACUGGAAGAGAAAAGAAUGACCAAUCAUACCCCUCAAGAUACAGAAGUUUCAAUAGACCAUACCUCCAGACAAAUAUCCGGAAAUUUUACAACAACUGAUGAAGAGUAUCUUUUCGACUAUUAUGUUCUUUUUGGUCCAUCAGAAAGAUCAUGGGUAGAAAAUAUUUUCCUGGAUGUAAUUGGAAAAGAUUUCCACAUGACAGAAUCAAUUUUAGAAGGUCUAGCUUACAAAUCUGGACACACUACUGAAGAUAUCUUCAAAAAAUGCAGAAUGUUUGUAUUUGUCAUUUCUGAGGAUUUCAAAACAACACCAAGAAUUACUGAUCUUGCUCAAAAACUCAAAACCCUGUGCAUCGAUAACAAGGAAAAAAGAAUUAUUCCUGUAACAAGAGAUACAACAAUGCCCGACUUUUUGAAUACUUUAGAACCCGGUCAUGCAGAUGAUAUAUUUACAAUCAGAAGUGCCAUACUUUUAGGAUUGAAUGAAAGACAAGACUUGAAUGAUGACGAUGGUGAUGCUGAUGAAGAGGACAACACCAGUGAUGAGGAGAAAAUGGAACAAACAGAUGAAACUUCAACAAACCAAAGAACAGAGAGUGAAUAAUGCAUUCAGGUUUCAAGUGACCGUAAUAUAUGCAAUUGCAUUUGUAAAUCAUUUUUAGUUUUUACUUGAAGCUGUAGCACUAGUUGUAUGAUAAAAACAAGAAACGUUUUUUGGACAAAUAAGAUCCUAUACCUGAUGGUGUUACACAGUAAUGAUAGAAAAUUCCAAAAUAAGAUUUUUGAACAGUAUCUUACAACCAAUACAAGUAACCAAAUUGUAUGUUCUUGGAGUUUUUUGCAAAUAGAAAAACAAUUUCUUUUCAUCAAAUUAGAAAACGAAAGUGAACAAUUCAAAUGUGACUCCUUUUUUUACUGUUGAUUUUUGUUGUAAUCGUUAUUAGUUUCUAAGCUAGA
Molecule: messenger RNA, 2874 nt
Organism: Mytilus californianus (California mussel)
Lineage: Eukaryota; Metazoa; Mollusca; Bivalvia; Mytilida; Mytilidae
Exons: 4
Coding region: 98-2521 (807 amino acids)
Molecular function (GO): protein binding
Source: RefSeq, a predicted model, not a curated record